Molecule: messenger RNA, 1077 nt
Organism: Chlorella variabilis
Lineage: Eukaryota; Viridiplantae; Chlorophyta; Trebouxiophyceae; Chlorellales; Chlorellaceae
Exons: 9
Coding region: 1-1077 (358 amino acids)
Cellular component (GO): cytoplasm
Molecular function (GO): protein binding
Source: RefSeq, a predicted model, not a curated record
AUGGCAAGGGGCGGAGCCAAGCAGAAAUGGCACCUGGGGGCGGACAGGGAGUUUGUGGCCACGCCCAACACCAGAAAUGAGAUGAUGCUGCAGGAGGCUGGCGAGUUUGCAGGCCACCUCAAGAAGAUUGAGAAGGACAUCCGGGGGCUGAAGAAUGCCACCGAAGGCAUCCUGCUGUCCACCAAGGCGGUGCUCUCCGCGCCGCUGCCGCGGGUGUACGAGGAGACGAGCGGCGGCAAGGUGGUGCCACUGAAUGCCAGCCAGGGCGCGGGGCAGGUGGUGCUGCCCAUAGGCGGCACCGAUUUCAAUGCCGAGGAGCUGGCUAAGAUCAGCAAGGAGACCAGCAAGAAGCUGGAGAGCGAGGUGCUGGCGCCCAUGGAGCGCUGGAUGAAUGCCUACAACCUGGUGCAGAACCGCAUGAACAAGCUGGAGAGCCUGCGGCUGGAGGUGGACUCCCGCCGCCGCACGGUGGCCAAGCUGGGCAAGAAGGUGGACCUGCAGCGAGCGCGGCUGCCCCAGACGCGGGCCAAGGGCGAGUAUGAGAUGGAGAACACGAUCAAGGUGCUGCAGCACAAGGAGAGCAAGCUGAGCGCGUGCCGGCAGUCGUUCAAGGAGCACGAGGCGCUGGUGUACCACCAGCUCACCAACCUCAUCCGCGACACCGUGUGGCUCAAGAGCUACCUGUCGGCGGUGCUGCGGGUGCAGGCGGAGGCCUUCCAGGCCGCCAACGUGGCGCUGGGCCAGAUGAAGGCGGCGGCGCUGCCCGCGCCCUCCGCCGACAUGGGCCUGCCGGUGGCUGCCUCCAUCCCCAGCACGCCAGAGGCCAUCGGGGCGGGCCGCGACGCCACGCCGCCGCACCUGCAGGCUAACAUGCGCGACAUAUCCCGCAAGCUGCAGCGCACCAAGGAGAAUGGCGCCAGCAUGGCAGUCUCCGCCUCGGCGCUGGGCAGCAAGGACAGCCUGUACACGAUCCAGGACGCGCCCGCUGUGCCCUCCUCCCGCAUCCCCGCGGCGCAGCCUGCCUACGAUCGGUAUGGCGAGCAGACUUAUAGCCGCACCACUGUGCCGGCGUGGUGA